GUUGCCAUGACUCGUGAUAUGGAUCCACAAAAUGCCCAUAUUGAGUACACUAGCGUUGCACUAGUGCACUAGAACUUAAUGUUUAUGGCAUAUGAGUGUUUGUGUGUUGUUGCUGGUAUGGCUCGUUGCCAAUAGAGGGGUGGUAUGAUUUAUUUUUUUAACCUAAAGCUGCAGGAGAACCGGUCCUACCUGUUGCUAAGUGAAUCAUAAAGUCACAGACUGCACUGAUGCUCCACACAGACAUGGACAUCAACACAGUGAACACUCUGUCUUAUGAGGAUUUUGUGAAUAUUUUUGGUAACGUGGUGGAGAAAUUUCCCAUUACAGCCGGUGCUGUGUGGUCCAGGCGUCCCUUUGUGAGCUUGUCUGCUUUGGAGACUGCGUUUUGUGAGUUCAUCGAUGCUCUGCCAGAGUCAGGUAAAGAAGGCCUCCUUAGGUGUCACACUGACCUCGCGGGCAGGGACCUCCAGAGGGGCACCCUGAGCAGGGAGUCGCGUGAGGAGCAGGCAGGAGCCGGGCUCUAGACGCGCUGGAGUCCGGGGAACGAGGAGUACAGAGAGCGGUUCGGUUUCCCGUUCGUCAUCUGCGCUAGGAUGAACGACAAGACAAAUAUUUUACGGCAGCUGUCUGAGCGCUGUCAGGACGAGUGCACGGUGGAGAGGGCGCGCGGCAUCGAGGAGGUGAAGAAGAUCUGCCGCCUGCGUCUCCAAGGCCUCGUGCGCCCUGACGCACCAUGACCCAUAAGCUUUUCAGUGCCAUCAAACCUACACAUGCUUUUGUAUUAUUUCAAAUUUAU
This is a messenger RNA of Paralichthys olivaceus (Japanese flounder), 796 nucleotides long. It is a transcript of the gene urad, whose product is annotated as ureidoimidazoline (2-oxo-4-hydroxy-4-carboxy-5-) decarboxylase. The record is from RefSeq and is a predicted model, not a curated record. Gene Ontology annotation, cellular component: peroxisome. Gene Ontology annotation, molecular function: 2-oxo-4-hydroxy-4-carboxy-5-ureidoimidazoline decarboxylase activity. Gene Ontology annotation, biological process: urate catabolic process; allantoin metabolic process. NCBI's taxonomy places the organism in Eukaryota, Metazoa, Chordata, Actinopteri, Pleuronectiformes, Paralichthyidae.